This is a messenger RNA of Phymastichus coffea, 3251 nucleotides long. RefSeq names its product stromal membrane-associated protein 1-like. Gene Ontology annotation, molecular function: metal ion binding; GTPase activator activity. NCBI's taxonomy places the organism in Eukaryota, Metazoa, Arthropoda, Insecta, Hymenoptera, Eulophidae. The transcript is spliced from 8 exons. The record is from RefSeq and is a predicted model, not a curated record. The coding region runs from base 213 to 1577 and encodes 454 amino acids.
UACGCGCGCAUGUGUGAGUGAGCGAGUACGACCGUCAGCCGACAAAGUUAGUCGAGAGAGGGUGGCACCAGAAGGCAGGCCAGUCGGAGACGGUGCGUGUGGUCGUCGGUGCGCGUCGUCGCUCUCGUUGUGUGCUGCGAUAGUUGCUGCUGUUAUUUCGUAUUUCGUAUAUACACUGAGAGGUGCGGUGCAGCACAACUGUUUUGACGAAAAUGUCGCGAAUGGAGAAGGAACGAACCAAGCAGAUCCAAGACAAAUGUCAGCUGCUGCUCACCCAGAUGCUACGCGACGAGGACAACAAAUACUGUGUCGAUUGCGAUGCCAAAGGACCAAGAUGGGCCAGUUGGAAUCUAGGUAUAUUUCUGUGCAUAAGAUGCGCGGGAAUACACAGAAACCUGGGCGUUCACAUAAGCAAAGUCAAGUCUGUCAAUUUAGACUCUUGGACUCCAGAGCAAGUUGUGAGCUUACAACAGAUGGGAAAUUCCCGAGCAAGGGCAGUAUACGAAGCUAAUCUUCCAGACAGCUUUCGAAGACCACAAACAGAUUGCAGUUUGGAGAGUUUCAUCAGAGCAAAGUACGAGCAUAAGAAAUACAUUGCCAGAGAAUGGGUUCCUCCACCACUGCCAAAGGUGGUAAACUGGGAUAAAGAGCUGGAUGAAGAGGCAGAACGACAGCGUCGACGUAAAAAAGAAGGUCAGAAACCUACCACAACUCAAAACGCAUUACCCCCUGUCAAGAAACCAGAAGUAGUGCCUCAAUUGCCGAAACCAAGAAGUUCCGUCAGUCCAAAGCCUAACAGAACUGUAACUACAAAUUCGGCUACAUUAGACUUACUCGGACUAGAUGGCCCAGAAAAUCAAGGAAGCACGAACGGUUCGUCGUCCGGGGAUGACAUGUUCACGUCCUUUCUGUCGGCGCCACCUGCUGCUGGCGCGCCUGUGACGAAUGGCUCGCCUGCGGAAACUAACAGUACAAAUAGCAAGUCAGAAGAAGAAAGCUUCUUCAAUCAGCCAGCUCCGACUCCGCAAGAAAAAAGUAAGAUGACCAAGGACAGUAUUUUAGCUUUGUACGGUACGCAGCCCAGCCAGCCCUUCGGAGGCAACAUGUUCAAUCAACAAUUAUCUACGCAGCAGCAGUUGCCUACCCAACAGCAAUUUCAACAGCAAAUGACGAAUGCGUUCAAUCAGCCUAUGAAUUUUCAAUCGCAGAUCGGCAUGUCAGGAUUAAAUCAAAUGAACGUUGCAUCCAGUCAAAUGUUUAUGAAUCCUAAUCAACCGAGUACCGUCCAGAGUAAUUCGAUAACCAGCAACGCAAUGACUAUGCAAGCUCAAAUGAUGGGUCUAGGCGUUAAUAAUGGGUGGAGUGGAAUGAUUGCUACGAAAAAUUUACAGCCAGCCCCGGGUAGUAAUCCUUUCCUCAAUUUGAGCACUCAACAGCCGAUGGCUCAACCUUUCGCUCAGCUGCCUCAACAAAUGUCGCAGAUGUCACUUAGUGGAAUGGGUUUCACCGCUCAACCUGGAAAACCGGCUGCAUCACCGAUGCCAGGUCAAACACUCUCAACAAACUUGUGGCAGUAACAGUUUUUGGAUUUGGUGUGAUCGUUUGGUGUUUUUACGCUAGUAUUGGCUGGUUUGGUUGUUUAAUAGUUUCGAGUGUCGUGUAAAGAGAGCAAACAAGGUUUGCUACACAAAAAAAACAAGAGAAUUAUUAUCAAACUCUUUGUGAGUGAUGAAAAAUCGGCGCAUGUACAAGUGUCGCUAUCACACAAAAAUACGUAAAAAAGAGUAAAGCAAAUUCGUUAUGACUGAAAAUUUUGCAAUAUUAUUGUCGUUAUAUUGCAAACGAAAGCAAUUCGCGAUACAGUAUGUUUGCUCCGUAGGUGAACUUCGUUUUUUGUUCGACGCAAUUAUUAUUUCUUAUAUUAGCAAUGUGGACUAAGUACUUGUCGAUGCAUCGAUAUAGGAAAUUGUGUGAUAUGUAUUGCGACACUUGGCCGCAGAUUUAAAAAGAAACGUGUAAGAUGUAAAUUUAUUGUCGCAUAUGAUAGAUAAACAGUUUUUUCAAUGACGUGAAAAAUAAAAUACAACGUGAGUGUUGAUUUCCAAUCACCAACCGUUGCGUUAAAGAAGCUCACAUGUAACCCGUACAAAACAUCGAACGACCAUUUUAAGGACAUGCAACUUAAUAUUAGUUACUCAUUUUUUAUUGAGGACAGCGGUAUUAUGCAUAUGAAUAGUUAUAAUAUAUACAUUUAAACUGUGUGUUCUGACUGUUUACUUGAGAAUCAAACAAGAAAAAAAUGCAUCACAAUGAUAUUAGAUUUUUAUCAUCUGUAAUAUCGUUAUGUACUAUAAGGGUAAAUUGUAAAUUAUUUCUAAAAAGUGGAUAAUAUCGUCGCUUUUUAUGCAUGAUGCAGACAAACAAGUCUCAGUAGUAACUAGAAAAUUUUUUUAGCUUUCAUUCAAGAUUUUUAAUGUUUCCAUCGAUACAUUCAUGGUGCUACGUUCUAAAACUACGAAAAAAGUUGUUUAUUCGUUUAUGGCGAAAUGCAAACAACGUUAAAAUUCAUGUAUAAACUUAAAAUUGCUGAUAGAAUACAAUCAACAUUGAUUACAUAAUAAACAAAAAACUGUAAGUAUUGAAAAGAGUAUAUGAACAGCUUUCAACGAAUGAACUUCAAUUAAUUUUUAAACAUUUCCUUCAUUCCACGCAAACCAUGUUCAUUUCAAUUUAUUGUAUAAUAUAAAGUAACUUAGAUUUAUAAUUAUGCAAAAGUUUCUGUUAUUCCAUAAAUAUUUUACUCGCACCCUCUUAAUAAUUAUUGAAGAACUCGUGCAAGAGUGUAUAUAGCAUUCGUAAAUAAUAUUUUCAGGAUAAAAAUCAAUUGAGAUUUACGUCAUUGUUAUUGUCAUGUUUUUCAUAUCAAAUUUGAGUCAGAAAUUAAAUUAACUUAAUAAAUAAGUAUAUAUAUGAAGUUUAGAUGCUCUAUGCACCUUAUUUUUUUCAAUGAAAGUAUUUUGUGUUAAUGAAACAAUAAAAAAUGGUAGUGUACUAAGUACGUUGAAUAUCCCAUGAAUAUGUGACAAAGAAAUUGGUACACCAUAAGAAGGGUUCGUUACACCUGUUUCAUUUAAAGCAUAUGGCGAUUCGAGAAGGUGACGGUCACAACCAACCAAACCAUUACCAAGUAUAAGUAACUACAGUUCCGUAUCGCUCAAUUCAAUAACAUAAAGGUACGGACUAUCACAGAC